AUGUCAGACUCCACGCAAAAGACCUAUCUGCGGGACAGCCAUGGCCCACGCGUGGUCGAUGCUGGCAAAGGACGGAGUAGUAGCAGACGUCAGACCGAAGACAGCGACAAGCAGCGAUCGAAACACAGCUCAUCCCGCAAAUCUUCGAAACAAGAGUCGAGCCACAGCCGAAAGUCAUCCUCAACACCAUCUUCCAGCAGCAACAACAACCAAGAACGACCGUCCUUUGAGUUGGACAUCAUUGGCCAGCCACAGAGAGCCAUAAUCUUUGGCACAGCAGUCGAAGCAUCUGUCAUGGUCAGCCUCAAACUCCCAACGGCAGAUAUGGCCGCGAGCUACAGGAACCUUGAUACUUCCCGGCUACUUGCCGUGGUAUCUCUAGUUGCGGACUCCCGCAGCGGAGAGCGGACAGUAGCCGAAUGUGGUACUUUAACUGGCCAGAAAAUGUUCGAUUCUGUUCAUCCGAUCCCCGAAGAGUGUGUACCCAGCCUGGCUCGAAGCCAGCCAUGUCGCCUUGCCGUUGGAUACUUUUCAUUUCCAGGCCUACUCAUCCGGCAACCUGGGUCAUAUCGGUUACGCAUUGCGUUGAUCAAGAUGGGAUCGUCCGAAUCUUCGAGUUCUGGCGGUUCAACCAUCUCAACGAUUGACAGCGAGUCGAUCAGAGUAGAGCGUCGGCCCACUGGGGCAAGCUCUCACCGUAAACACCAGCGGACGGCCAGCUGA
Molecule: messenger RNA, 723 nt
Organism: Ramularia collo-cygni
Lineage: Eukaryota; Fungi; Ascomycota; Dothideomycetes; Mycosphaerellales; Mycosphaerellaceae
Exons: 1
Coding region: 1-723 (240 amino acids)
Source: RefSeq, a predicted model, not a curated record